Fraxinus pennsylvanica is the source of this 1797-nucleotide messenger RNA. The record is from the annotation of a GenBank genome assembly. NCBI's taxonomy places the organism in Eukaryota, Viridiplantae, Streptophyta, Magnoliopsida, Lamiales, Oleaceae.
AUGAUAACUUUAUCAGAUUUCUACCAUGUAAUGACUGCAGUGGUUCCACUGUAUGUAGCUAUGACAUUAGCCUACGGUUCUGUAAAGUGGUGGAAGAUUUUCACUCCAGAUCAAUGUUCAGGAAUCAACCGUUUUGUGGCACUUUUUGCAGUCCCUCUUCUUUCUUUUCAUUUCAUUGCGAUGAACAAUCCUUAUGAAAUGAACUUUAGGUUCAUUGCUGCAGACACACUGCAAAAACUCAUCGUUCUUGCAGUUUUAGCAGUAUGGGCUAAUGUGAGCAAAAGGGGUUGUUUGGAAUGGACUAUUACACUUUUUUCCCUAUCCACUUUGCCAAACACUCUUGUUAUGGGUAUCCCUUUGUUGAAGGGCAUGUAUGGGGAGUAUUCUGGGAGUUUAAUGGUUCAAAUAGUUGUACUUCAGUGCAUUAUUUGGUAUACUUUGAUGCUCUUCAUGUUUGAAUACAGAGGUGCAAAAUUGCUUAUAUCUGAGCAGUUCCCAGACACUGCUGGCUCAAUAGUCUCAAUCCAUGUUGAUUCUGAUAUCGUGUCAUUGGAUGGUAGGCAGGCUUUGGAGACUGAGGCAGAAAUUAAAGAAGAUGGGAAACUUCAUGUUACAGUACGAAAAUCAAAUGCAUCAAGAUCAGAUAUUUUCCCAAGAAGAUCAAUGGGCUAUUCAUCAAACACUCCAAGACCAUCAAAUUUAACCAAUGCAGAAAUUUACUCUUUGCAAUCUUCAAGAAACCCAACUCCAAGAGGCUCCAGUUUCAAUCACACAGAUUUUUACUCAAUGAUGGGGGGUGCCCGGAACUCAAACUUUGGUGCAAAUGAUGUUUAUGGACUUCCAUCUUCAAGAGGGCCAACUCCAAGACCUUCAAAUUUUGAGGAGGAAACUGGGAAUAAUGCGAAUAAGUCAAGGUUUUACCAUGGAAAUACACAGUAUCCAGCUCCAAACCCGGGUAUGUUUUCGCCUAACAACGGGUCAAAACCUGUUGGAGCAAAUGCAGGCAAGAAACCUAAUGGUCAGCAAGAAGGUGGUAAGGAUCUUCAUAUGUUUGUUUGGAGCUCAAGUGCCUCUCCAGUUUCAGAUGUUUUUGGUGGCCAUGAUCAUGGAGCAUUAGACCAAAAUACUAAUGCUAAAGAAGUUAGAGUUCCUGUAUCUCCUGGCAAAGUCGAGGGUCAAAGAGAUCACAGUCAAGAAGAAUACUUGGGGAGAGAUGAGUUCAGCUUUGGAAAUAGGGAUGUUAACAAUCCUGAAGGUGAUAAAGCUGGAGAUAACAACAAAGUGAAAGUCAUGCCCCCUACAAGUGUAAUGACAAGGCUAAUUUUGAUUAUGGUCUGGAGGAAACUCAUCAGAAAUCCCAAUACUUAUUCAAGUUUAAUUGGCCUUACAUGGUCCCUCAUUUCAUUCAGGUGGCAUGUUGAGAUGCCUGCUAUAAUAGCAAAGUCCAUUUCUAUACUGUCUGAUGCAGGACUUGGCAUGGCCAUGUUUAGUCUUGGUCUUUUCAUGGCAUUGCAACCGAGGAUCAUCGCAUGUGGAAAUUCCGUAGCAGCUUUUUCCAUGGCCGUCAGAUUCCUUACUGGUCCAGCUGUUAUGGCUGCUGCUUCCAUUGCUGUUGGCCUCCGUGGCGUUCUCCUCCGCAUAGCCAUUGUUCAGGCAGCUCUACCACAAGGAAUUGUCCCCUUUGUAUUUGCCAAGGAGUACAAUGUGCACCCAGACAUUCUUAGUACAGGGGUUAUAUUUGGAAUGUUAGUUGCAUUGCCGAUAACGCUCGUCUACUAUAUUUUGUUGGGACUAUGA